AUGACUGGUGAUCUGGCUGGCAAAGAUGAAAAAUCUAUAGAGAAAAAGGAUCAAUACACUGACAUAGUGAAUAUAGAGGAUGUAGACUCUGAUGAUGUACCCAUCAGUCAAAGACUGGCUCCAGGAAUAACUAAAAGGUUGAAGAAUAGAAAAGGUCAAGCUGUUGAAUCCUCUAGCACGCCCUUCAAAUCUCUCAGGAAAAGAGCUAGUGUUGGACCUACAAAAAGAUGGAGCAAGGAUAUUGUUUCUACUGCCAGAAAGCAAGCGUCUGGAAAGAAGAUUCCAGCAAAUAUUCCUAAAGUUCCAAUUGACAACAUUUCCUUUCACUAUGUGGAGAAUGUUGAAAAAUGGAAAUUUAUUUAUCAAAGAAGAUUAGCACUAGAAAAGGAACUAGGCAAAGAUGAUUUUGAAUGCAAAGAGGUGAUGAGUCUGAUUAAAGAGGUUAGAUUAAUGAAAACUGUGAUUGGGUUUGGCAAGUGUUAUGAAAUGCUUGUUAUAGAAUUUAUUGUAAACAUCUUUAAGGAAUGUCAUAACAAGAGGAGCAAGGAUUUUAGAAAAGUAAAUGAAGAAGAACAAGCUGAAGUGGAAGUCUCUGACAAUGUUAUCUGCAGAGGGAUUAUUGCUAACCAAGUAAACGAAUGGCCAAGGAAAGGGAAGUUGUAUGCAAGUGCCUUAACUGUAAAGUAUGACGUACUGUAG
Messenger RNA from Lathyrus oleraceus (garden pea), 699 nucleotides. RefSeq lists its product as uncharacterized. The transcript is spliced from 3 exons. The record is from RefSeq and is a predicted model, not a curated record. Bases 1 to 699 code for a protein of 232 amino acids. Lineage: Eukaryota; Viridiplantae; Streptophyta; Magnoliopsida; Fabales; Fabaceae.